AGUAAAAUAUAUUCCUUGAACAUUGUCUAUGUUCGAACUGUUUUCCCGCCAGUGUAAACGUCAAUCAAAACUCGUAAGUGUUGUUGAGUUUCGCAGACUUUUUGAAGAAGAUACAUUAUAUUAUUUAAAUGCUGUAGUAAAACUAUUCUUUAAUGAUGGCAGACUCCUUAGCUGGACAACGAGCCAAGAGGCAAAAGAUUGACAAGCACGGUCGUUUAUCGGCUUUCGAGAGACUGAAGCAACUGAAAGGCAAAGGAGUUAAGAAUAAAUAUGAUGUGGACGAAAUGGAGAAUGUUUACGAUACGGUGGACGAGAGGGAAUACACUGAACGUGUGAUGCAACGACAAGAAGAUGACUGGAUCGAAGACGACGGUACUGGCUAUGUGGAAGAUGGCCGUGAGAUAUUUGAUGAUGAUGAAAUUGAAGACACUUAUGUGGCAUCAAAUAACAAGGAGUCUGGUAGAGGUCAGAAGAGGAAAGCCAGGGUUGCACCACCUGCUUCAGCUAAAGGAAAUAUUAGGAACCUUCUUGGUUCAAUGCCCACCAAGAAGAAAGAGGAUAUCAAAAUAUCAGAAGACAACAUACUAUCAGACAUUAUGUCUGACUUAGAUGGCAAUGUAUCAGCCCCUGUGAAGCCAAAGCCAGUACCUACUAAGGCUAACAUAGUGGAGUCUAGCAAGAGAGAUGCACAGAACUACUUCAAGAGUCUCUCCUCAGCUGCUAAGAAACCCAGCACAUCAGCUAUGCUGGUGAAGGAACAGCCAGCUGAACCAAAAGAUAAUAAAGAGAAUCUUAUUUCUUCAGAUAAAUCAGUUUUAAAGACAGAACCGGUGCAGAAAAGUGAAUCACCAAAGCCAACUAAACCAACACUAAAGAAACCUGAAUGGAAAAUAGACAGAGAAAUAAAACAGGAAGUGGAAGAUUCAGCCACACAAAACAUUGAGGAAUUCACAGACACUCAGGACAUCAACUUUGAUGAUGACUUCAGUAAUGAUGCAGCACCAGCUCCACAAGCAGUUGAAGUGAAAAGUGAGAUCCUGCCCAGUACUGGAGAAACCAUCACAGACGUAGCUGAAGAGUUUCUCAAUGAAGACUUUGAGAUAUUUGCAGUUAAAAAGGAGUCUCCCAAAGAGCUCAAACCCUUGACAAGUACCUGGUCAGAACAAAUGGGAGAGAACCAAGCAGUAGCCACUGUGUCCUUGGAUCAGUUACCCCUGCAAACCAAGGAAAAUGGAGAUAAGUACUUGAAGUUCUACUGGCUUGAUGCCUGGGAAGACCGGUUUGUGAAGCCAGGAGUUGUGUACCUGUUCGGUAAGGUGUAUGUCAACCCCUCAAAUAAGAAGGAGGGCAGUGCAUCCUGUUGCCUUGUUGUCAAGAAUGUCAAUAGACAACUGUUUCUUUUGCCAAGAGAAUAUAAACUGGAUCCAGUGACACUAGAUCCUACUGAUGAGGAAGUGGGCAUGAUGGAUAUGUAUGAAGAAUUCAACAAGUCAGUGGCGAGUGAGCUCGGCCUCAAGGAGUUCAAGUCAAGGAAGGUCACCAAGAACUACAGCUUCAACCUGCCAGAUAUACCGGCGCAGUCUGACUAUCUAGAAGUUAGAUAUGCUGCCACUUUCCCUCCACCGCCAAAGGACAAGAAGUAUUUAACAUUUUCCCAUAUAUUUGGUACUACCACGUCAUCGUUAGAGACCUUUCUCCUUGAGCGGAAGAUCAAAGGUCCAUGCUGGCUGGAGAUCAAGCACCCGGAGCAAGUGCAGGCCAAAGUGUCGUGGUGCAAGCUGGAGGCGGCCUGCGACCGGAUAGAGCAUAUCACCGUCAUCAGAGACGGCGCUGAUUUGGAACCACCCCCUAUUGUUGUUGCUACUAUCAACAUGCGAACCGCGAUGGAUCCCAAAACAAGGAAGACCAAGAUAUUGAUGCUGAGCUGUUUGUCACACACUAACUUCCCCAUACAUAAGCCACCGCCAAACCCACCAUUUCAACAACAUUUCUGUGUAAUGACAAAAUGCAAUGAAAUCUGGCCACUGGACUUGAAACAAUCCUUACCCCAGUAUAAGGCGACUAAAUUAACUAAAUGUGAUACAGAAAGAGAAUUACUUAACUUCUUCAUGGUUCAAUUUUGGAAAAUGGACCCUGACUUGGUAGUGGGCCAUGAUUUGCAAGGGUUCCAGCAAGAUCUACUGAUCGGCAACAUACUCGACCUCCACAUACCUAACUGGUCUAGACUAGGGAGACUAAAGAGAGCUGUCGCACCUCAGAAGAAAUUCGCAGCAAAGGACGCUUUCUUAGGACGCUUAGUAUGCGAUAUCAAAAUAUCUGCAAUGGAAUUGAUCCGAGCCAGGAGUUUUGACCUUGACACGUUGUGUGUAAAUGUACUGAAGAUGAAGGAAGGUGAACGAAUGGAAGUUGCUCUUGAAGAUAUACCCCGAUAUUAUGAGAACAGUCGAGACCUAUUCCAACUCGUCUCACUUAGCAUGCAAGAUGCUUCUUACAUACUCAAAAUGAUGUGCGAAUUGAAUGUUAUACCAUUAGCUUUGCAGAUUACUCAAAUCGCAGGAAAUAUUAUGUCUCGAACGUUACUUGGUGGUAGAUCUGAGCGAAACGAGUUUUUAUUACUUCAUGCGUUUACCGAGAAAAACUACAUUGUACCUGACAAGGUUUAUGGAAAGAAAACUGUUGCUGAUGACGAUAACGACGAAGAAGAAGGUACCAACAAUGUCACUAAGAAACAAGGAAAGAAAAAGGCUGCCUACUCUGGAGGACUGGUCUUAGAUCCUAAAAAAGGAUUUUAUGACAAAUUAAUACUCCUCAUGGACUUCAACUCCUUGUAUCCUAGCAUAAUUCAAGAAUAUAACAUUUGCUUUACUACGAUUAAACGGAAAGCCGCAGUACCGUCUGACGACGACGUAGCCAAUCUUAUCUUGCCACCUGCAAACACCGACCUUGGAGUUCUUCCAACACAAAUCCGUAAACUUGUGGAAAGUAGACGAGAAGUCAAGAAACUGAUGAAGACACCAGAUUUAUCACCUGAACAGUACAUGCAGUACAACAUACGGCAAAUGGGUUUGAAGCUCACCGCCAAUUCUAUGUAUGGAUGUCUUGGAUUUACACACUCAAGAUUCUACGCCAAACCUCUAGCCGCUCUAGUUACUAUGAAAGGAAGAGAAAUUCUAAUGGAUACCAAAGAAAUAGUACAGAAGUCUAAUUACGACGUAGUGUACGGAGAUACCGACAGCUUGAUGAUAAACACGAAUUGUUUAGAUUAUGACAAUGUUUUCAAAAUAGGUGUAGAUCUCAAAAAAGAAAUCAAUAAAAAAUACAAACAGAUAGAGCUCGAUAUUGAUGGAGUAUUUAGGUAUUUGUUACUUUUGAAGAAAAAGAAAUAUGCUGCUGUAUUAGUGAGUAAAAACAAGAAUGGUGAGUUUGUAUUUACUCAAGAACAUAAGGGUUUGGAUAUCGUUCGUCGUGACUGGUCGCAACUCGCAGCUGAAGCAGGCAAAUUUAUUUUAAGUCAAAUACUUUCUGAACAAUCUGCAGAUGAAAGACUUGAGAGUAUACAAUCGCAUCUUAACAAACUCAAAGAUGAUUUAAUGAAUGGCAAAAUGCCACUUUCUAUGUUAACUAUAACAAAACAAUUGACAAAGAACCCAAAUGAAUAUGCUGACAAAAACGUCCAACCUCAUGUACAAGUAGCUCUGAGACUGAACAGUAAGAACAGCAGGAGGUUCAAGAAAGGAGAUGUAGUGCCUUACAUUAUCUGCGAAGACGGCACCGCCAAUUCCGCGACGCAAAGAGCAUACCAUAUAGAGGAAUUGAAGAACUUGGAACAUCUUAAAGUCGACUUUAAAUAUUAUUUGGCACAUCAAUUACAUCCGGUGAUAUCUAGAAUAUGUGAACCUAUCGAAGGCAUGGACCCUGCGCGCGUAGCGGACUGUCUUGGUUUAGACCCAUCAGGAUAUAGGCAAAUAAUAAGGAGAGAAGCCUCCAACACAGAUACAUAUGAAGUAGAAAACGAACAAGAGAAAUACAGGCAUUGUAAAGAGUUUGUGUUUAUGUGCGUAAACGAAAAUUGCAAAACUGAAAACAAAAUACGGGAGACAGUUGUUAAAUUAGACAAGGAGAGUGUAACAUUUUUAGAUAAAUGUCAAAAUGAUAAGUGUAAUUUGAGGCCAGUGGACUACUUGGCGAGUAUUCAGAACCAGUUGAGCCUGCAAGUGCGGCAGUACCACGCGCAGUAUUACGCGGGCUGGCUGUCGUGUGAGGACCCCGCGUGCGGCCACCGCAGCGCGCGCUUGCCGCAGACCUUCGCCGGCGGCUACCCGCUCUGCAGGCUGUGUGAGAAAGGAGUCAUGUUCAGAGAAUACACAGAGAAGGAUCUGUACCUCCAGAUCAACUUCUUUAUGUUUUUAUUUGAUCUCGCCAAACAUACCAACGCAAAAACACGUAUAUCGCCUCAGGUAACGACUGCUUUUCAACAGCUGAAAGAAAUGGUUGUAGAAGACUGGCUGGCACAGUCUGCAUACUCAGUUAUAAACCUAUCGAAACUAUUCCGAUUCUUCACUUUAGACUCGAAAGCUGGUAGCAAAGUGAAGUCUGAGCCUAUUGAGAUCGACAUUUUACCUGAGACUGAGCAAAUAGAUGCACUGUUAGAAAUGGGUGUCUAUUAAACCUUAUUUAUAAUGUUUUAUUUUAUGAUUAGAAUCAUGUUGUAACUAAACUGUAUAUAUUAAAAUAUUCUUCUAUUACAAA
Messenger RNA from Trichoplusia ni (cabbage looper), 4749 nucleotides. RefSeq names its product DNA polymerase alpha catalytic subunit (gene DNApol-alpha180). NCBI's taxonomy places the organism in Eukaryota, Metazoa, Arthropoda, Insecta, Lepidoptera, Noctuidae. Gene Ontology annotation, molecular function: DNA replication origin binding; pyrimidine nucleotide binding; purine nucleotide binding. The transcript is spliced from 11 exons. Gene Ontology annotation, cellular component: alpha DNA polymerase:primase complex. Gene Ontology annotation, biological process: leading strand elongation; mitotic DNA replication initiation; DNA replication. Bases 153 to 4667 code for a protein of 1504 amino acids. The record is from RefSeq and is a predicted model, not a curated record.